Molecule: messenger RNA, 744 nt
Organism: Alternaria viburni
Lineage: Eukaryota; Fungi; Ascomycota; Dothideomycetes; Pleosporales; Pleosporaceae
Exons: 3
Coding region: 1-744 (247 amino acids)
Source: RefSeq, a predicted model, not a curated record
AUGAGCGCUGUGUCGGAGAAGGGACCAACAGAGCUGGGCGCUGAUCCCCUCAACUUCAUCUACGCCUGCUCGGUGUGUUGCGCCUCCUUCGCCGAUGUCUACGAAGGCCACAACGAGACAGUCCGUGGCCUGUCAGAUGGUAUCAACCCAAAAGAGCGCCUUGUGACGCGCCUGUUCCUCGCCAGUUGCUGUCAUGUCUUCUGCAGCAGUCAUUUGGAGGGCGGCGCCGGACAGCGACCCCAAUCACCCUGUCCCGUCUGUAUCAAAGAGAAAGGCGACAGUGAGCCGCGCGAUCUCUUCUCGAUACGCGGCUUCAAGAAAGAUGAAUACGAUCCUAACAUUCCGCUCGCAUGGUUCACCGCGCCUCCCAUCCGCCUCGAUGGUAGCGGGAAAGAGAUGGAGGCAUUGCGCUAUAUUGCGCUUAUUCGAUACUGCCAGAACACAUAUGCGACUCGCAAGCCCCUUCAAGAAGCCUUGACCAAUAUGGAGAAGAAACUGGCUAGUGUGCAGGAUCUUGCCUCCAAGGAACACGCGAAAGUCGUUACACUCCAGCAAGAGAACGAGCGACUACGACUGCAGAAGGACCAGUUUCAAGCCAUGAAAGCCGAGGUUCAGCGACUCCAGGGUCUCGAUGAAGAGGUUGCGCAUUUUCGCGAUGUCAACCCAAAGGACCUCGCAACAUUCCUGGCAAACAAGUCAGCAAUUCGCCAUUACUUGAAGCUUGUGCCUAUGCUAGUCGAGUAG